Asterias rubens (European starfish) is the source of this 2379-nucleotide messenger RNA. Its product is annotated as zinc transporter ZIP13-like. Bases 154 to 1479 code for a protein of 441 amino acids. Gene Ontology annotation, molecular function: zinc ion transmembrane transporter activity. Gene Ontology annotation, biological process: intracellular zinc ion homeostasis; zinc ion transmembrane transport. The transcript is spliced from 9 exons. The record is from RefSeq and is a predicted model, not a curated record. Gene Ontology annotation, cellular component: membrane. NCBI's taxonomy places the organism in Eukaryota, Metazoa, Echinodermata, Asteroidea, Forcipulatida, Asteriidae.
UGUGUGUGUGUGUGUGGAGAGUCGGUGUCCAGUCUUCUUUUGAGUUGUUGUUGUGCACUAUGACCUACCCAAAACAUCGCACGACCUCCACACAAACCAUAGCCAUAUAAACUUAUAAUAAGAUGGAAUUUGGAGAAGGAAUAACAUGCAACCAUGUAUAAUCAAGUUGAAAGAGCUUGCAGGGAUUCGCCUGCCAUUCUGCUCCUUGUGUGUGUUAUUCUCCUGCUAUCCACACCUGCCAUUGCCGACAUUCACCGUGCAAAAACUCACACGGGAAAAGUUUCACCGUACCCUUCGAGUCAACUGAGAUCCAACCGUGAAAAGUCUGGCACGGACGGUGUCGUCGUUGGCGAUGACUCGGUCGAGUUGGAAGAUGGCUCGAUAGCAAUUGAUGAAGGAUACGAGGCAUGGGUUUUCGCCUUGUUAGCGACUACACUAGUUGGGAUGACGGGGAUUUUUCCGUUGUUAUUACCCAUAGAUGUUGGACCAGCCACCACUAACAAAGAAGGAGCAGCCAAAUUUAAGUGUCUACUAAGCUUUGCAGUAGGAGGGCUUCUUGGGGAUGUUUUCUUUCAUCUGUUACCGGAGGCUUGGUCUCACGUGUCACCAGAUGAUCAUGCUGGCCAGGUCAGCAUUGGACUUUGGGUCAUCUUUGGCGUAUUUGCUUUCCUCGUCUUGGAAAUGAUGUUUGGAGACAACGAAGCUGAAAAGCAAAAUACAGAAAACGCAAACCCUCAGGGAGAGAAGCCUAAAACUCACGACCCAGAAACAUACCCACUUCCAAAUAAGUCAGCAUCGACCUCUGCUCCAGCCCUGGGGAACGGCCACAUCAUGCCGAAGAACAAUAGCAAGUCCCGAAAACGAAGGAAAACGCAGGAAAAUGGAGACGUCAGGAGCAAGGAAAGUGAGAGCAAUGGGUGGAAUGCUUCGAACAGACACGCCCUCAAACAUGAUAACAACAAUCACAAUGGAUAUAUGCAGUCGGUGGAGGAUCAUCAAAAAGUAGAAUGCAAAGAGUCCAAAGUCAAGGUCACAGGGUACUUGAAUCUUCUUGCCAACUUCAUUGACAACUUCACACAUGGCCUGGCCAUCGCAGGAAGCUUUCUCAUCAGUAAAAAGUGUGGAAUUUUGACAACUGCUGCAAUACUGCUACAUGAGGUUCCACAUGAGAUUGGCGAUUUUGCAAUCCUUUUACGAUCUGGAUUUGACAGAUGGCGUGCAGCUAAGGCCCAAGUCUGUACAGCCACCGGGGGUCUAUGUGGGGCCUUGCUGGCCCUCAUGUCUGAGUCUGCUGAGAAGGCAGGAGACAGUGCAGCUUGGAUUCUACCAUUUACCUCAGGGGGGUUUCUGAACAUUGCCCUAGUGACUGUUCUACCUGAUCUACUUGAGGAAACAAACCCAAGAGAGACUGUGAAACAAAUCCUGUGUCUUCUUGUUGGUAUUGGCAUCAUGGGAGCUGUUAAUCUAGUGGUCGAUUGAACAACUUGGUUUAAGGCGUCAUUUUAACCCUGGUUAGUAGCAGUUUAGUGAGGUUUACUGUUUAUGAUUCUAGUUUUAUGUUAAAGUUAGUAUCGACAGAGUAUUCUUUUUUAACCAAGCUGUCCUUGCCAUAAUUUAGUAUGCUUAUAAGAACCUACUAACCAAUUAAGUCUAAACCUGAUUGUCAUAACUAAUUAUCUUCUUUACAUUGUCAUUCUAAAAAAGUUCGAGUGACUAACUGCGGAAUUAUUUUGCAAAACUAUUUUGGAGCUUUUUGAACAAUCAUUGUCCUUUAAAAAUUUCAGUGACAGACUAAGAAAGUGAUUUACGUGAUUUGAAAUUUUCGUGUGGAAAAUUAAAUAGACAUUUAUCGUGAUUUGCAAAACCUGGGCAGUGAGCCGCGGCUGAAAGUAUGCCAUCGAAUGCUUGAACCGCGGAACGCUUAGACUUGCCUCCAUUUGAGCUGAAUAUGCCUCAAAAAGUUGAGACUUCAACACUAGUCACAACUAAUUUUUAGUUCCAAAGAUGCAUUACGGCAAUCGUUGCCGCAGACACAAUAUAGCAAAAUUCCUUCUGAGAAGAUUGAAGGAUUUAUCACUGAUGUCUGAUUGCGUGUUUCGUAAGUAAAUUAUGUUGUCGUGAAUAGUUGCGAGCGACACAAUUGGCUAGUCAAACAGGUAGUCGCGACUUUUUUGAUAGUAGUCGAUGAGUUUUUUUUGUAGUAGAGGUGGCGCACGAUUAACCGAGUAGUUGUGGCUCGACUAGACAAUGGCCUCUGUAACCAUCAUUUAAUUCCAGAAAAUCAAAUGAAAAUCAGGAAGUUCAGGCCGAUGUCGCAUGCAAUUAUGUCCUCUAUGCAAUACUAUCUGGAGGACACUAUUGCAUAUGCAAUAAUGUCUG